UCUGUUCUUUUCAGCUAAGUGUUGAACUGGUGCAAUAAGUUAAAGUGAGACAAGUAUAUUCUUUCUCACUCUAACUUAUUGCAUCAGUUCAGCAGUACAGCUGAGAAGAACAGACCAUUUGUCUGUUUUUUAUUGUUGAACCGGCAGUUUUCUCUUACUUUCUUCCACCAAAUUGUAUUUGUAUAUUUAUCUUUUUUUAAAUUCCGAAAGUGUACACUAGUUCAGCAUUAGAAAAUAAACCCAGUGUAUCAAACAGCCGUAAAUAUUCUCGGGGAAGACUGAUGAUAUAAUCACCAAACAAGAAGAAAAGAGAUGAUCCUAAUAAGGGAUGAAAACAUUAAAUAACGAGUGAAUAGUGUCUGACGUGUCGAAACAAACGAGAAGCGGUCCAAAGUUAUUACUUUCGAGAUCCGUUUACGGCGUUGAAAAUUUACAGAAUUGGUGGUAAACAUGAGUUGACUUUUUCCAUCGUGGAAACGUGUUUGCGACAGUUCAUCCGUUUCUUUUUUCCGCAAGUUUUUUCGUAGCACUGCAAAUGUUCCUUGAAAUCGUGAAUCACCAAGUACAAUAAUCAACAGAAAUGUCAACAAACAAAGUAACGACGAGAUUCCAAAGGGAAGUGAGAUGCAUAGACUUGAUAGGAGAUGAAAAAUUACUCGCAGAAGUCGACACGACCAACAGGAGAACGCACAUCCGACCUCACUUUGAGCUGCACACACAGUCGUCCUUGAUGAAAAGGAAGGAGCCGAAACAGUAUACAACAAUAUCCUUAAAAAAAUCCAGAAUUUCUGAAGGAAAUCGCGUUUGCAAGAAACGAAGUGGACUCACGAAGCAGAGCAAAAGUUUGCAGGCGCUGAAGACAAUUCUCCGAGAGAAAGACUCCCGUGAGGUGUUUGCUUCUCUUUCAAAUGAACUGAUAAAAACGGUAUAUAGAUUGAAAGAUCGCUCGGAGAAUUCGUUCGUUCCUCUUCAGAACGGUUCCAUUGGAAGUGCGUUCUACGAUUUUGAAAAACAAACAGAACGUCUGACCAAGUCAGAAGUCAAGGUCGAUUCUCGGGACGAGAUCGUGCAAAUUGGGGAACAUCUAGGAAAGUCGCGCGAGGCUUCCUUUCAGGACGGUCAAAGGAGCGAGCAUAGUCGCGAUAUUCAACGCGAUAUGGAAAAUACGUCCUCCGUAUCUCUUCGAAGCAAUUGGUCGAGGGCCAAUUUUAUCUCUAUCGAGAAUCAUCCGUUCGUGGAAACCCGGCGUGGAACUCGGUUAAGCGACAACGGAUUCGAGGAUUUCCGUCAUAAGAUAAAAUCUCAUCAUGAAUUAAAAUCUCAAGGGAAGCCCGAGGACAGUGCUUUGGACGAAGAAUACUCUGUCGAGGCUCAAGUAUACCGGCACGGUGUGUUGCCGUAUGUCACUUGUAACCGCGGAUGGGAGACCUGGAGAAACGAGAGAGCUGCGAUCCAGAUCGAAGACGCCGGUGUCGAUCACUCGCGUGAGUGCGACUCGCGUGAGUACGACUUAGGAGAUAAAAAGUUCGUGAAACAGGUCGAUGAUAUCCAGUUGGCCACGAGUAAUGUCGGGAUGUCGAACCGGAAGAAGUGUAUCGAAUGGAAUCCCGUUUCUAACUUACAAGCUCGGAAGCCGGCUAGAGUCAACAAGGUGUCCACCGUGGAAAACACAGCGUCCUUAACGCAGAAAUCGUCUCGAUUGACAAUGAAAUCGAUCGCUUCGAGAAGCAACCAGGAGCCGAGUAAACAUUCGUCAGUCGAGUCAAUCGUGGGCGAGUCCACGAGAGUGUUGAAGUCUAGAAAGCUGUCCAAACUAUCGGUGAAAGAAAACAGAGAUCCUUGCGCAAGCUUGCGUAUAAAUUGCGCGUCAAAACUUUGCAAACAUCUCGUAGAGACAAGUCAAGCGAAGGAUACUAAGCAGCGAGGAAUGCCGAAUGAAGGAAUGUUGUUGAAGAAAAGACGAUCGACGAGGAAGGUGGUGUGCUUCCCGUCGAGCGAUCUAACAGCGGUCUCGGGCAAACAUGACGACGCAAAGCCGCGGGGCUUGAGAUCGAGGUCAAGGUCGAAGUCAAGAUCGCGACGCUGGCAAUCGCGAUUGGCUACACCGAAGAAUUCUUCUAAGACUCGACGAGAUAUCAACGGCGAUCGUAUCGAAUCUGCUCCGACUUACAAAAAGAGAUCGACACCUUCGGAGGUGAUGCACACAUUGAAGCAGAUCAUUAAUAGUUCAAGAGAUAACGAAGAUGUAAAGGGAAAUGCGAAAAUCUCUGAAAGCGAAGAAGCUUCGAUGUCAACUCGCACCGUUAGCACGCAAACAUUGCCUUGUUGCAAAAAGAAUGUUGUCGAAGCUGGGUGCAAUACGAUGACUUAUGAGGUUUUCUAUAAAGAUGCUGAGGUUUCCUGCGAUCUAGUCGGCUCAUCAAGUUCGAAGACAGACGUUGACCUGUUGGUGAUUCGAGAUGAGCUGGUCUCAGAAGAUGUUUCUAUUCACACGAUCGUGGGGCCUCGACUUAUUCAAUAUACUAAAACCGACGAUGAAAGCGAAUGUUGCGAUGACAUUGAGAAACUUUCAAGCAGCAUCAAUGAUAAGACGCUGAUUGGAGAUAGUACAGAAUUAAAGAGCUGUAUUAGCGCAGAAACUAUAGCAACGUCAGGUGAAAUGAUAGACACUAAUCGUGUGUUCGUCGCGGAAACGAAGACAAUCAUGGCUAAAGAGCAAGCUCACAAAGACGAAAUUCCUUUUAAAUCGUCGGGGAAUCACGGCGACUCGACGAGAAUUGCCGUUGACGGGCGCGAGGAACUCAUAGAGCGUCUCAACGAUUACGAUGCGACUGGCGAUUCCGCGUGCGAUCAGUUCCCGAAGUCUCGUUGGAUACCAUUGUCGCUUUAUGAUUACGACGCAUCUUGCUCCGACAAUUCCGAGGAAUCCAUGGAACAUUUCGAGGACGACGUCCGGCAUGAUGACGCGGUUGCGCCGGAAUUGGGUGUGAACGGUAUACCGAGCGACGUGCUCGUGGCUUUCCAGCUCGCCGCGAAGUAUGCACGCAAUCUUCAUCAAGCUGUGUUGCUGUACAACGAAAGUCUGAUGUCACAGGAAUCCGAGAGACAGAGCAAAACAGUUAGCGAGGAUCACAGAACGAUAUUCGGGAACAAUCGAUGCUAUGUCCACAGAAGCGCUUCCUUCCUGAGUUGCAAAAGCGACGGUAGACCUAAAUCGAAACGUGACACAGAAUAUCAGCUGAUCAUGACGAGCGACGAGGACUUCGACAAGUUCUCCGCGUGCUCCUCAAACAGCAGAUACUCCCUUCACUCGCAUCAGUUGGAACUGCGGAACUUCGAGGCUCGUCGGACCAGUUCUCCCGAGAUCAAUCUGGAGGAGGAGAACGUCAUUCUUCCGCAGAGAGUGGAAACCUCGAUGAAGCUAGUGCAGAAACGCUCCGACCUUAUGCUUGUGGACGUGAAGUCGUUCGUGCGACUGCUGGUACAUCGCACGCCAGAGGAGCACGCACUGGAAGUGUUGAAGCUGGAAGAACUCGUGGAGGACGGUAAACUUGAAGACGACGAAAAAGUGAAUGGCACCGCGGCGGUCUUCGCAAGCGAACUCGUUUCGGUUAUAUUGCGCAAACACUUGAUUCCUCUUAUCUACUGCCUUUUCUGCACUUUAGUGUUCUGGUACUUGCAGUUCUCGUUCACGUGCAACUCCAUCUAAUGAUCUAUUCGCAAUCGUCUAUCGCGGUAUCAGGAGCAUUAACACGUUCGUUUAUUUUUAUAUGCAGUGACAUGAAAAUAUAAUCACAUUUUAAUUUUUCUAGUGGAUUGACGUUACGUUUCAUUUUGUUUCAAUAAAUACGUUCUCUGUA
This is a messenger RNA of Odontomachus brunneus, 3860 nucleotides long. RefSeq lists its product as uncharacterized. The transcript has 4 exons. The coding region runs from base 581 to 3709 and encodes 1042 amino acids. The record is from RefSeq and is a predicted model, not a curated record. Lineage: Eukaryota; Metazoa; Arthropoda; Insecta; Hymenoptera; Formicidae.